Protobothrops mucrosquamatus (brown spotted pit viper) is the source of this 6030-nucleotide messenger RNA. RefSeq names its product coagulation factor V (gene F5). The coding region runs from base 10 to 5769 and encodes 1919 amino acids. Gene Ontology annotation, molecular function: oxidoreductase activity; copper ion binding. The record is from RefSeq and is a predicted model, not a curated record. NCBI's taxonomy places the organism in Eukaryota, Metazoa, Chordata, Lepidosauria, Squamata, Viperidae. The transcript is spliced from 25 exons.
UUAGCAUCGAUGAGAAGAUACAGUGCGAGCCCUGUCCCCAAAUGUCUUCUACUGAUGUUCCUGGGCUGGAUGGGGCUGAAGUAUUAUCAAGUGAAUGCAGCUCAGCUUAGAGAGUACCGUAUAGCUGCUCAGCUGGAAGACUGGGAUUACAACCUUCAACCUGAGGAGUUAUCCAGAUUAUCAGAGUCAGAUCUUGCAUUUCAAAAAAUUGUCUAUAGAGAAUAUGAAGUAGAUUUCAAACAAGAAAAGCCAAGAGAUGAGCUCUCAGGGCUCCUAGGGCCAACACUACGUGGCGAAGUGGGAGACAUCCUCAUCAUUUAUUUCAAGAAUUUUGCUACUCAGCUUGUGAACAUUCACCCGCAGAGUGCUGUGUACAACAAAUGGUCAGAAGGGUCUUCAUAUUCUGAUGGGACAUCAGAUAUGGAAAGACUGGAUGAUGCUGUGCCUCCAGGCCAGUCGUUCAAAUAUGUAUGGAAUAUCACUGCAGAAAUUGGGCCAAAAGAAGCUGAUCCUCCCUGUCUCACUUAUGCCUACUACUCACAUGUAAACAUGGUGCGAGACUUUAAUUCUGGUCUCAUUGGUGCUUUGCUGAUAUGUAAAGAAGGAAGCCUGAAUGCAGAUGGUACACAGAAACUAUUCAACAGAGAAUAUGUGCUGAUGUUUGCUGUGUUUGAUGAAAGUAAGAACUGGUACAAAAAGUCCUCCCUCCAAUACACAAUUAAUGGGUAUGCUAAUGGAACCUUGCCUGAUGUUCAGGCUUGUGCUUAUGAUUAUAUUAGCUGGCAUUUGAUAGGAAUGAGUUCCAGUCCUGAGAUCUUCUCUGUCCACUUCAAUGGACAAACCUUGGAACAAAACCAUUACAAAGUGUCAACCAUCAACCUUGUUGGAGGUGCCUCAGUAACAGCCAACAUGUCAGUAAGCAGGACAGGAAAAUGGCUAAUAUCUUCUCUGGUUGCAAAGCAUCAACAAGCUGGAAUGCAUGGUUAUCUAAAUAUCAAAGACUGUGGAAAUCCAGAUACUUUAACAAGAAGGUUAUCCUAUAAGGAACAGAGGAUGAUUAAAAACUGGGACUAUUUCAUUGCUGCAGAAGAAAUCACCUGGGAUUAUGCUCCAGAAAUUCCUAGCAGUGUUGACAGGAGAUAUAAAGCUCAGUAUCUGGAUAAUUUUUCAAAUUUUAUUGGCAAGAAAUACAAAAAGGCUGUUUUCAGGCAAUAUAAAGACAGCAGCUUCAGUAAACCGACUUAUACCACUUGGCCCAAAGAACGUGGAAUUCUGGGCCCUGUUAUCAGAGCUGAAGUCAGAGACACAAUAAGUAUUGUAUUCAAAAAUUUGGCCACUCGACCUUACAGUAUUUAUGUGCAUGGAGUUUCCGUUUCAAAAGAUGCAGAAGGAGCUAUUUAUCCUUCAGAUUCCAAAGAGAAUAUAACUCAGGGCAAAGCUGUUCAACCAGGAGAAGUCUACACAUAUAAAUGGACUGUGCUUGAUAUAGAUGAACCCACAGCAAAGGAUUCUCAGUGCAUUACUAACUUAUAUCAUAGUGCUGUGGAUAUGACAAGAGAUAUUGCCUCAGGACUGAUUGGGCCACUUCUGGUUUGUAAACGCAAGGCGCUCGACAGCAAGGGGGUACAGAAAAAAGCUGAUGUGGAACAGCAUGCCGCCUUUGCAGUGUUUGAUGAAAACAAGAGCUGGUACUUGGAAGACAAUAUCAAGGAAUACUGCAGCAAUUCCUCCACUGUUAAGAGAGAUGACCCCAAAUUUUACAAGUCCAAUGUUAUGUACACACUCAAUGGCUAUGCAUCAGAUAGAACAGAUCCUUUGGGGUUUCGUCAGUCUGAAAUUGUUGAAUGGCACCUCAUCAGUGUAGGUACAAUGGAUGAGAUUAUUCCAGUACAUCUUUCUGGUCACACCUUCUUAUUCAAGGAAAAACAUCAAGAUAUUUUGAAUCUUUUCCCCAUGAGUGGUGAAUCAGCUACUGUAACCAUGGACAAUCUAGGUACCUGGCUUCUGUCAUCAUGGGGUUCCCGUGAGAUGAGCAAUGGCAUGAGACUGAGAUUUCUGGAUGCCAAUUACGAUGAUGGAGAUGAAAAGGAGGAAGAGGAUGAUGAUGAUAUUCUUGCCAACGUUGUCAGUUUUGGCUCUUCAGAAGUACCAGUAAUAGAAAAGAAAGAAAAGGACCAAAGAAGUGUAGUAUCAGACACAGAAACAGAUGACAUAGCAAAAGAAUAUGGAUUUUUCGAUGGAGAAGAUAGUCAAGAAGAAUCAAGCAAGGAACAGGAGGAGGAUUAUGAAGAACAACUAAUGAUAGCUUCCAUGCUUGGCCUUCGAUCAUUUAAUGGGUCAGUUGCUGAAGAAGAAGAAUUGAAUCUCACAGCUCUAGCUAUACAAGAAGAUGCCUAUACUUCUGGUGAUGUAUCUGGUGAUGUAUCUCAUCUAGUGUCAACAAAGAGCUGUGAUACUCUGCAUGAUAAUGAAGAACUGAGAACUCAAAAUAAUUCUUGUGUAACUGCAUCUGAGACAAUCUAUGCUAAUUAUACAUCUUCAGCAGGAGAAAUUUUAAUUUCAAAUAUCACUGCAGUGAUUGGCAUCUUGCUAUCUAAGAAAAGCCAAAAUGAAGAGAAUAUUACUCAGAUUUCAGAUAGCUACAAACAAAUGCUUGCUGCUGAAUAUUUAAAAACAGAUAGAGAACUCCAGAGCAAAGAUAUAGAAGAUUUAAUGUCCCUUGAAAUAAUCUCUUCCAUGAAGGAGCAAAAAGAAAAUACAUUUGAAAAAGAUAUUUGGGAUAAAAAGAGAGAAAGACAAGUUUUGACAGAGGCAACUUUGCAUGCUCUUAAAGAGAUGUAUGCUCUACUCUUUCAUGUACAACAAAAAAGAAAUAUUUCUGCUUUCAACAUUACAAGUGAGGACACAAAAUUUCUUUCUAGUACAGAAAAUGAUUCUACCUUAGAUAACUCAAAAGCCAAUUACUUUUCAUAUGAUUAUGAUUAUAAAGAAGGAGAAAUAGUAGCAGCAAAUGUUGAGUUUGCCAAAGUUAUAACAAAUAUAACUUCAGCUGAUAAAGAAACAGUGGAAAACAAUAGAUCUAAGUCAAAUCUUGUUUCAGUACCUUCUAUAAUGCCACAGUCUGAAAAUUUGACUUCAGAUGCCACAUUAGAUAAUUUUGUUUCUACAACAAUUUCAAAGAUUACAAAAAUUCACAAAAGUUCAUAUCACCAGAGAAAGAAAUGCCUCCCUAAAAACACAGACAUGGAAUGGAAUGUUGUCCACAAGAAAGAAAGUGACAAUAUCACUAAUGAUGCUGACAAUAAAUUCCACAACAGCAGCAGAAAUGCCUCAUUUUAUCAAGAAAAUGCCAUGUUCCCUGGCAAAAGAAAAGAGAAAACAUAUAACUAUAACGGUCAAGUUGAAUUGGGCCAACCAGGAAUUAAUAAUAAAUAUGAAGCUCAGAAAGAUGAGAACUGCUCUGUCAAUAUAUCUCGACCUUUUUUAAAAGUCCAACGGAAGAAAAAAAAGCCAAAUGUUUUAACUCCAAGGACUUCCAAGCCUCUAGUCCUACCUGGAAAUCUCAACAGCUCUCAACUUUCCAAUAAACCCAACCACACAAAUUUGCUAAAUGAGGCCAAAUUAACACAAAAACACGAUAAGCCAAUUGUUACAAUAGGUCUUCCAGUGGAAGAUGGUGACUAUCAGGAAUAUGAUAUAGCUAAUAUAGACAAUGAUGAGAGUAGCAGUGGUUCAUUUGAAUAUGAGUUAAUGUAUUAUGAUAAUCCAUAUACCACAGAUUCUAGACUUGACAGUAAUAGUGCACGUAAUCCUGAUGACAUAGCUGGACGCUACCUACGUACUAUCAACCGAGGAAAUAUAAGGAAGUACUACAUUGCAGCAGAAGAAGUGUUGUGGGACUACUCACCCUUCAGAAAAAGUACAGUGAGAAAUCGCGUAACCAGGACCACAUUCAAAAAAGCUAUUUUCCGAAGUUAUCUUGAUGAUACUUUCCAGACACCUAGAACUGGAGGAGAAUAUGAAGAACAACUUGGUCUACUGGGUCCUCUCAUUAGGGCUGAGAUGGAUGAUGUAAUUCAAAUUCAGUUCAGAAAUAAGGCCUCUAGACCAUACUCACUUCAUGCUCAUGGCCUUCUUUAUGAGAAAUCUUCUGAAGGCAGAAGCUAUGAUGACCAGUCUCCUGAGUUUUUCAAAAAGGAUGAUGCAAUCAUGCCAAACGGCACAUACACGUAUGUCUGGCAUGUCACCAAACGGUCAGGACCAACAGACAAAAACCAAAUAUGUAAAUCAUGGGCCUAUUACUCUGGUGUAUAUCCGGAAAAAGAUAUUCACUCUGGUUUGAUUGGACCUAUUUUGAUCUGCCAGAAAGGCACAAUUGACAAGUACAACAGGCCAAUAGACAUAAGGGAAUUUGUCCUGCUUUUUAUGGUCUUUGAUGAGGAGAGAAGCUGGUAUUUUGAAAAAUCUGACAAAAGGACGCGUGCAGAGAAACUUGUAGGAAUCCAAUCUCGCCACACAUUUCCUGCAAUCAAUGGAAUCUCCUACCAGUUGCAAGGCUUGAAGAUGUACAAAGAUGAAAAUGUCCACUGGCAUUUGCUGAACAUGGGUGGACCCAAAGACAUCCAUGUUGUUCAUUUUCAUGGUCAGACAUUCACUGAAGAGGGAAGGGAAGAUAAUCAACUUGGGGUCCUUCCUCUUCUUCCUGGUUCAUUCACCACGAUCAAAAUGAAACCAUCCAAAAUUGGCACAUGGCUUUUAGAAACAGAAGUUGGUGAAUAUCAGGAAAGAGGAAUGCAGGCUCUCUUUACUGUCAUUGAUAAAGAUUGUAAAUUACCAAUGGGUCUGGCAAGUGGGAUAAUACAAGAUUCACAAAUCAGUGCUUCAGGUCAUGUUGGAUAUUGGGAACCUAACCUAGCAAGACUGAAUAAUGCUGGAAAAUAUAAUGCUUGGAGCAUCGUAAAGAAGGAAAAUGAGCAUCCAUGGAUCCAAGUAGACCUACAAAGACAAGUUGUCAUCACAGGUGUUCAGACCCAAGGAGCCAUGCAACUACUGAAAAAUUUGUAUACUGUGGAAUAUUUUGUUACCUACAGUAAAGAUGGGCGAAAGUGGAUUGCUUUUAAAGGAAAACAUCCCAAAACACAAAUGCUUUUUGAGGGUAAUUCAGAUGGUACCCAAGUAAAAGACAACCACAUUGAUCCUCCUAUUAUUGCCAGAUAUAUUAGGCUGCAUCCAACCAAGUUCUACAAUAGACCUACUUUCCGCAUUGAACUGUUGGGUUGUGAAGUUGAAGGGUGCUCUAUGCCAUUGGGAAUGGAAAGUGGGGCUAUCCAGAAUUCAGAGAUUACAGCCUCUUCUUAUAAGAAGACGUGGUGGAGUUCAUGGGAACCAUCCCUUGCACGACUCAAUCUGAAAGGGCGAACAAAUGCUUGGCAACCAAAGGUAAACAACAAAGAUCAGUGGCUACAAAUUGAUUUGCAACAGCUUACAAAAAUAACCAGCAUAAUAAUUCAAGGAGCUACAUCAAUGUCUACAGAAAUGUAUGUGAAAACAUUUUCCAUCCAUUAUACUGAUGGCAAUUCAACAUGGAAGCCUUAUUUGGAUGUUUGCACUUCCAUGGAAAAGGUGUUCACAGGAAAUAUUAACAGUAAUGGACAAGUCAAACACUUUUUCAAACCACCUAUAUUGUCCACGUUCAUUCGUAUCAUCCCAAAAACAUGGAAUCAAUAUAUUGCACUCCGGAUAGAACUGUUUGGUUGUGAUGUGUUUUAAGGCUUGCGCAGAAGACUAUCAAAUCAAGCAACUUCAGUGUUUCAGGUUUUCUUAUACUAACUCUGUUUUUAAAAGGAAACAAAACAAAAGCAUAAUAAAACAGUAUUACCAUAAUAAAGCUAUCCUUUUCAAAAGGUUUUCAGCCACAACUUUCAAAUAGCUUUGAAAAUAUGAAUCAAAAUAACACAACUGAAGUGACUUUACAAUGGAUAAUUCUACUGCCACUUUAAUCCUGAACGUACAUCCUAACACAAUAAAAUC